AUGUCGACUUCUGACGAUGCCCUCAUGCGUGGUGCUACGGAUAGGGCGAGUUACGGAGACAUGUCAGAUGGGAACGUCAAAAGGUUCCAUCUGUCAACAGUUUCUGCAGAGAGCAGGAUCACGCGUUCUGACAACCUUAGUCUGGCAACUCCAAGGAGGCGACGGCCAGCUACCAGCACCAUGGCUUGGCUCAAGACGGCGACCGAGUGCUUGAUUGUCAACGUCAACCACUACAAGGCGCAGCGACGCCUUACGAAAAGACGACGUGCGUGGGUCAGAUCCUCCCAGCUGGGUAUUAGUCCGCGUGUUUCGACAAGCCACGGCCAACUACCCCAGCAAAACACAUUUCAAGCCGUAGCUGUGAAGAUACAGAAGCUUGCUAGCUCUAGCAAUCAGGCACUCUCGUCAAACCCCGCCACUACUGCCGACUUGAAAACAGUCCGCAGAGCCAAGGACAGAGCAACUUUAGGUGGCACAUCGACCGCUGAAAAGCGUCGUGGGCGUAUAUUCAACUCGGCUGACAUUGACUACCUCGGGAAAGCCCUAGGCGAGGGUCCAAUAAAUUGCAACGGUUAUUCAGGCCCGUCCGCCACUCACGAAUUGAAUAGCUGUCAAAGCCUGCUGGUGAAUCGCCGCAGCACAGAGUCCACUGCCGAGGAACCCAGGAAACGAUACAGCUAUUGGGAGAACCAGAAUCGCCAGAACCAGGCUGAGAUCGCCAGACUCGGAGCUCAAGCAGACCAACUAAGCCGGGAGCUGUCCAGGCUGCGAGAGGUCUCGCAACACAACGAACGUUUCCACAGAUACUACAAGCGGAAAUACGAAACCACAGCCCAUCAUCUCGAGGGAACCAUGCACGCGCUGCGUUUGAUCGACAACGUGUGCGGCUCUUCAUCGCGAUCCGAAAGUGGCGACCCCGGGCCACCUAUCACCGACUUCGACCCUGCCACGUCACCCCGCGAGCACACAUACUUGCAAGACGUGUGCGGAGAAUAA
Messenger RNA from Pyricularia oryzae 70-15, 996 nucleotides. RefSeq lists its product as uncharacterized. Lineage: Eukaryota; Fungi; Ascomycota; Sordariomycetes; Magnaporthales; Pyriculariaceae. The transcript is spliced from 2 exons. The record is from RefSeq and is a predicted model, not a curated record. The coding region runs from base 1 to 996 and encodes 331 amino acids.